GCGCAAAGUCAUGUCUGUUUUCUGCUAUACGUGCAGUGGAUAAAGGAGAUGGUCUUUUUGCGUUUGGGUACGAAAAUAACUAACUAAACAAAUAAAGAAUUGCUGACUUUGAGCCUGAUGGUGUCUGUAAGUGUCAGGAGCGCGCACAGGCGGCGGGUCGCCAUCCUCUUCCUCAGCAUCACCGGGAUCAUCAUUUACCGGCACUUCAGUGGACAAACAGAGAAGGUAAAGAUCAACAGGAAACAGGGGUUAACGGUGAACUCUUCCCAGUUCACGCUGGGAGGCAAACCUUUCCGAAUCCUGGGGGGCACUCUUCACUAUUUCCGUGUCCCUCAGGCCUACUGGAAAGAUCGCAUGAUGAAGAUGAAGGCUUGCGGCCUCAACACUCUAACCACAUACGUACCGUGGAACUUGCACGAGCCCGAACGUGGGAACUUCCUGUUCAGUGCAGGUCUGGAUUUGGAGACCUUUUUACUCCAGGCAGCUGACUUGGGUCUCUGGGUCAUCCUUCAUCCGGGUCCGUACAUCUCCUCAGAACUGGACCUCGGAGGAUUGCCGAGCUGGCUGAUAAGAGACAGGAAUAUGAAGCUGAGGACGACGUAUGCCGGCUUCACACAGGCUGUCGAUGCCUUUUUGGACAAACUCAUUCCCAAAAUGGUGCCAUUACAGUUCAGGAACGGCGGCCCCAUCAUCGCCGUGCAGGUGGAGCACGAAUACGGCUCAUAUGCAGUGGACAGGAAAUACAUGUCCUAUUUGAAAGAGGCCAUUGAGCAGAGGGGCAUCGGUGAGCUUCUCCUCGCAUCAGACAGCCACGAGGGCUUAGAAAGUGGAGGAGUGAGCAAAGUCCUCAGGACUCUGAAUCUGCGCAAACUAAAUCACGAAGACAUCAAGUAUCUGGAUUCCGUGCAGCCAAACAGCCCUGUUUUCAUUACGGAGUACUUGACCGGACACUUUGAUGGCUGGGGAGAUCUGCAUCACAUCUUUCCUGUAGAAGACAUGGUUGCGGUGGUUCGAGAGGUGCUGCGACGUGGCAUGUCCAUCAACCUCCACAUGUUCCACGGAGGAACAAACUUCGGCUUCAUGACCGGUGCUGUGGCCAAACCCUCUUACAAGGCUCUAAUCCCCAGCUAUGAUUAUGACGCGCCUUUGUCCGAGAACGGUGAAUAUACACCGAAGUACCACCUGCUGAGGGAACUUCUCGGUCGAUACAGCAGCCAUCCUCUGCCGGAGAUGCCGGCUCUGCGCUGGAAGGAGAGCUAUGAGACAGCCAUCAUGUAUCGACACCUCUCUUUAUGGGAUGCUCUGCCUUUCACAAAAGAGCCUUUUAAAUCCAGGAAUCCUGUUAAUAUGGAGAAUUUGCCUGUAAACAACAAAAACGGACAAGCGUACGGAUACACACUGUACGAGACCACCAUCACCACCGGGGGCUUCUUAAAAUCGGGAAACAACAUCCGAGACAGAGCACUGGUGUUUGUGAACAGAGGCUUCAUCGGCACUUUAGACUACAAGAAUACAGAGUUAGCAGUUUCUGAUGGGAAGAAGGCUCGGACCCUGAGUUUCCUGGUGGAGAACUGUGGACGUGUGCACUCUGGCCAGACCAUGGACCAUCAGCACAAAGGGAUUGUUGGAGAGAUUUUACUGAACAACGUGCCUCUUAAAGACUUCACAAUUUACAGCCUGGAUAUGACACAGAGCUUUAUCGACAAUUUAUACAGAGCUCCGUGGAAGUCUCUCCCUCAGAAGCCGAGCUUUCCGGCGUUUCUCCAGGGAAGGCUUUUCGUGGACGGAUUUCCGAGCGACGCCUUCGUCAAACUGCCUAGCUGGAGCAAAGGCGUGAUGUUCAUCAACAGUCAGAACGUGGGACGUUACUGGCACGUCGGCCCUCAGCAGGCGCUCUACAUCCCUGGGCCUUUCCUCAACAGCGGAAUCAACCAACUCACCGUGUUUGAGGAAGAGGAAUCGGAUUUUAAAGUCCAGUUUGAAACCUCUCCUGAUCUGGGAAUGACCAUGGACAUCCAGUGACGAUACAAAAUGAAAAAUAUCUUCAUCAUCGCCAUCACCACCACCAUCAUCAUCAUCACCAUCAACCACAAAGCACAAAGCACAAAGAUUACAAAUAUACCGACUGAUUGAAUACGUUUAUAAUAGAUGGAUUUAGUUAAACGGUGUAUUUUUAUUUUUGGUAAUACUGGAAUAUGAAAGUCUAAUGCACUGUUAUUUAUUCAUUUUCUAUACACAUUUAUAAACCGUUUAUUAAUAUUUUGAUAUCUGUGAUUUGAUAAUAAACUUCUGACUCCGG
Messenger RNA from Tachysurus vachellii, 2299 nucleotides. RefSeq names its product beta-galactosidase-1-like protein 2. The record is from RefSeq and is a predicted model, not a curated record. The transcript has 19 exons. Bases 118 to 2022 code for a protein of 634 amino acids. Gene Ontology annotation, cellular component: vacuole. Lineage: Eukaryota; Metazoa; Chordata; Actinopteri; Siluriformes; Bagridae. Gene Ontology annotation, molecular function: beta-galactosidase activity. Gene Ontology annotation, biological process: carbohydrate metabolic process.